AUGUCUACCGAGCCCAACAAGACCACCGGCCAGUACCACUCUGUCAAGGGUACCGUCGUUGAAGCCAUCGGCAACGUCACUGGGGCAACCUCCUGGCAGCAGAGUGGCAAAGAAGAGCACGCUGCAGGCGAAGCCGAGAUCCAGGCUGCAAAGGCCAAGGGCUACGCCGAGGGAACGAUGGAUCGCAUUGAAGGCAAGAAGGAUGCCGUCGUCGGCGCCAUCACCGGUGACAAGCAGCAGCAGGCUCAGGGCAACUUGCAACACGAUAAGGGUCAAGCCCAGCAGGAAUUGAAUCACUAG
Rhizoctonia solani is the source of this 300-nucleotide messenger RNA. Its product is annotated as CsbD domain-containing protein. NCBI's taxonomy places the organism in Eukaryota, Fungi, Basidiomycota, Agaricomycetes, Cantharellales, Ceratobasidiaceae. The record is from RefSeq and is a predicted model, not a curated record. The transcript has 4 exons. The coding region runs from base 1 to 300 and encodes 99 amino acids.